CAGUUCGCCGCGUCUCCAACAGCUGUUCGACAUUGCUUCGUACGAUUUGAAUUUAGUUGAUUGCACGUGUUGUACUAGAUAGUCAGAAUAGAACAAAAGGAAACGUUAAGUUUUAUUUAAAUCAUGGAAGAGGACGGUGGUGUUAAAGCCCCUGUGACGCGGCUGCGCCGUCGUUUAUCAGUGGAGACAGAUGACACCAAAUCCCCUUCUGCACCUUCCACUCCAAGUAAGAAGAGGGGAGGUCGCCUGGCUGCCAAGCCUCAGCUGGAAUUAAUUGACGAGGACACUAUAACAAACAGCCCAAAGAGAACUACUAAGUCAAUAGCAAGAGAUAUUACUGAGCCAGAAGAAAAAACGGUGACACCAGCUCGUCGCAGCACAAGGGCCAAGUCAAACACUAGCUUGGUAUCAGAGGCUGAAGAAAAGGUGUUGACCCCUGCUAGGAGAAGUACUAGAAUCAAAUCCAACACCAGUAUUGUGUCUGAAGCAGCACAAACUGUUGACUCACCAAGAGCUAAACGGGCUGUAGCUAGAAGGAAUUCACAACUCGGCAGUGAUACAGAAGCUUCAGUGACUCCUGCAAGGACCAGACGCACAAGAAAAGGUUCAACAUCAAGCAUUGACAAAGAAGGAACCCCAAGUAUCUCUGAAACUGCUGUAACACCAGGCCAGACCAGACGCACUAGGAAAGGUUCCACAUCUAACGAGAAUCCAGUUGAAGCAUCUCAGGAAGAAAAACCAUCUUCACUAAUUACAGAAAUUAUCGCUGAAGAGCCUGAAAGCACACUCCGAAAAUCAACUUCAGAAACUAACAAUGUUGAAAACGGGGAUGCUUCGAGUUCUACACGAAAGAGUCCCCGACUUAUGGCCAUGAAACACAGGAGAAGCAAAUCUGAAGAUUCAAAUGAUAUUAAGUCACAAAGUGUAAAUGAACAAGAUAAGACACCAAUUGCUAAAAAAGAGUCAAAUCUAGAUACUAACGCGACUGAAACAGAUUCUCAAAAUGAUAUACUAUCAGUAUCCAGUGCUAAUCUAUUAAAAGAGUUGGACUCAAAACCUAAAAAGAAAACUUCCGAUAAAAAUAAAAGUGCUUCUGAUAUUGAAAUAGAUUCUAAAUCAAAACGUCACAGAACUAAGUCUUGGGGAAGUCUAUCCGCGACGCCUCCCAAUGAAGGCCAGUUCUUCAGUGAUAAUGAAAGCAUUAAAAAGAAGUUAAAGAAACAUGGGAAAAUUUUCAAUGACAAGAGAUUGUCUGGUUCUGGUGAUAGUAAACAGAAAUCAAUUACUGGGGAUAAAUCACUGGUUGAUGACGAAGAUACAGAAAUCAUUUUCAAUACUUCAAAAAAGAAUAGAAGAAGCAAAGACAUUUCUUUUAAUGCUCACAAAUCAGUAACUCUAAAUGAAUCUACACAUGAAAUACCUAGUGCAGCAGAUACUAGCAAUGAAAGUAAUAAAGAAAAUCUUCUUGGUGGGACACCGGUGAUCAAAGAGUCUACAACUGAACUGUUUGAUAAAGCUCCCAGUGCUGAAAUAAAGACAAUAGUUUUCAUUGAAGAUACAGACUCUAACACAGGUAGCUUGGGUAAACAGAAUGAUGAUAAAGAUGAUCAAUGCGUCCCAGUUGUGCAGCAUCCAGCUGAAAAUCAAAUAAUUUCAUCAGAAAUGUCCAACAAUAUUCCAUCAGUUUCUAUUUUCACAGCAGAAAAAGUGGGUGAGAAAUUAACAAUUAACCAGAGUUGUGAACCCAUGGAUAUUGAUGAGACUAUACCAGAUAAUGUGUCGAUGUCUGCAUUUACUAUCGAGGAUAAGUUAGAAAAAUCUCGACGUAAAUCUUCGUUGUGUAUCUCAUCAGAGGCUGAUAGCAGUACGAAAGAAAGUAAAAAUAAAUCUAAACGGAAAUCCUUAUUAUCAAAUUCUUCAAUCCAAGAUAAAGAAAGCUUUGAAAAUGUUAAUAAAAGUUUUGAAUCAAAUGUUAAAAACUCAUCGAAAGACGAAAUAAACUCAGCUGUAUAUUCACGCAAGUCGUCACUGAGCACGCACGACGAAGUAGAUAGUAGCUUUAAAGAAAGUGCUAACAAAUAUAAGAGAAAGUCAUCUAAAUCUGAUUUGGUAGAAGUUGAAAAUGUUAAUAAUAGUACUUUAUCGCAAUCUCAAGCCAAGAAUUCCCCCAAAGAGGAUGCACAGAAUAGAAAAACACGAAAAUCAUCUUUAAAUAUAACCUCGGAUACUGAAAGUAUUACUACAAAGGGUUCUAAAAGGAAAUCCUCCAUGUCAUAUUUUACCUCAGAAGACCAUGAAAAAACCGAGAACAAAACCACACUUGUUUUAUCUCAAAUCAAAGAUAUAUCGGCUACCGACAAUAACGUAUCUAAAUCGCCCCAAAUUGACAGCAAUGAACUAUCAAGAGCUAAAGAUGGAAUCGUGAACAAAAACCUUUCUAUUAAUUACAUGACCAGCACACCAGUACAAAAGAAGAAUAUGGAAAAAUUAGGUAUGCAAAUGAAUACUUCUGUGAUUACACCUAAUAACGACCGCAAAACAAAAAUUACGCCUAAAAAAGACGUCUCAAUAACGUCAAACAAAUCCGGCAACUGUUCUUCUGAACAAGACUCGGAGAUAUCUGAAGAAGAAUCCGAGGAAAAGAAUAAUUUGUUAGAUGACGAAGCUGAAGAGGCAAGUGAAAAUUACGAGUCAGGUGACAGUCAAAACGAAGAGGAAAGACAGUAUGAAAGAGAAAAUGAAAUUGUAGAAAGAGGUGAAACACUGACAUCUGAAGAUGAAAUAUCAAAUGACUCUGAUUAUGAGAAAGGUUCAUUCAUAGUGAGUUCCGAUGAAGAAGAUGAUGAACUAUUAAGUGGGUUAGGAGAUGACCUCAAUAUGAGUGAUAAUGAACUAACUAUGACCGAAAAAUCUAAAAAGAAAUAUAACGAGCGUAAAAUGAAAGAACAAAAGAAAGCGUCAAGAGAAAUGUAUGAGGCGCGACACAAGAUUAAUGACUCAUCUGAUAAGAAUUCUAAAGUGGUAAAAGCUAAAAAGAAUAAUCGUAAUCGAUUAGAUUCGUCGCUUUUAGAAUCGGGUGAUGAGAUUUCAAUGCCGCCAAAGAAAAAUAAACGUAUGCGUUUGGAGUCUACUUUAGAAACUAGCCAAACAAAACCUGAUACUGAAGAAAAAAAGACAAAAAAUAAUGAUUCUGAUAUGUCAGAUGCCGAAGAAAUCGGUCGCAAGAAAAAGAAGAGCAAACGUUUGUCUGAAUCAGUAUGUGAUGAAAGCGCAAUAAACGAAAAGGAAAUAACUAUUAAUAAUGAAGAAAUGAUCGAAAAAGAUGACCCCCUGUCAAUUAAAAUUAAAACAGAGCCUAAAACACCGCUAAAAUAUCUUGAAAUUUCAACUGUUCAUUUCACUGACAGGGAAGAUAUUGAACAAGUUCAAGUUAGUGAAAAUAUGUCUAUGAUGACAGAAAAUGAGACUUCUGAUCCACUUCGGGAAACAGUGGCGGAAGAUCAAAACGGAGACAUCAGUGAUGAUUCUAUCAGCGAAAAUGAAGAGAUAACAAAUAAAUAUGACUCUGUGCUUAAGGAGCUUAACAAAGAAAACAAAUCUAGGCAAAUAAAGUCACAUGACAUCUCUUUGAACUUGCAUAAGAAGAACAAACAAAAGCCUAAGGAGGCAAUCGUUGAAGAGCUCAAUCUUACUCAGACUAAAAAGUCUAAGAAAAAAGUUCAAGACACUCCUGAACAGUCUAAAGAAAAGACCGUUAAAAGAGUUUUUAAGAAGUUGGCUGAUAAUAAUGACGAGUUGUCUGACUUUGAUGACCUGAAGCUGUUAUUCUCUGAUGAAAGUAAUGAUAGCAGUGAGAAAAAACAUGAGAGCAUUAAGACUGUGGAUGGCACUGAUAGUUUCAUACCAUUGAAACGCACUCCUGGCAAGACUAAUAUUCUUAAGCCUACUGAUACCUCUGCAAAUGAUUCUCUACUGAACAGUCGCAGCAAGAAGAAGAAUAAGAAGUCCAACAAAACUGAUGAAAAUGAAGAUACCAAUACCAACGAAGAUGGUGAAGAACUAAAAUUCUUCAUUGAUACUAAGGGAGAUUUGCUGGAUACAGAAUCAUCUACAAUGGAGUCUCUUAACACAAGUUCGAAGAUGAAUAGCGGAAGUGAUGUAAAGUCUGCUGAUAACGGUGGUGCCGACUCUGAUGAUGCGCCUGUGGAAACCUCGUAUCUUAGUGAAAAGAGUAAGAAGCGAAACAAAAAGACGUCUAUAAGCGUUGAUGCCAGUAUGACGGAGAAUGGUGAAAAUUCUACAUUGACUAGGACAUCGAAAAGUGACAAGAAGAAAAGAUUGUCAGAAUCUCAAGAAACGGAAAUUCCAGAACACGAGAUAUCCGCACCUAAGACUCCUGCAAGUGAAAAAAAGAAGAAGAAAUUAUCUAUGUCUUGUGAAAACCAAACCACAAGUCCUAUUCCUGUGGCGACACCACCCUCGGUCACUAGUGAAAAGAAAAAGAAGAGACUGUCUGAAUCUGACGGAACUGGACCUUUAGAAACUGCCGUCGCAAAAACACCUUGCAGCGACAAAAAGAAAAAUAAAUUAUUCAAGUCUAAUGAUAACCAAAUUGGAAAUUCAGAAACUACGAUUACUGAUCCAAAAACUCCUCAAAGUGCUAAAAAGAAGAAGAAAUUAUCGGAGUCUCACGAAGAUACCACUAUUGACAUUCCUGAACUUAAAAAUGUAGUAGAAACCCCAACCAGCAACAAAAAGAAGAAAAAAGUCUCUGAAUUUGUUGAAUUUGGAGUUGAAAAUGUAAUGGGAAGUACAGAAGUUGUUGAAGAUCCAGUUGCGAUUAGUUCCAAAAAACGCAAGAGAAAGUCAUCUGCCAAUCAGACACAGGAAGAAAUUGGAGUCGAAGAUGAUAAGGUGUUGAACAUUUCCGGAAACGAAUCAAUAGGCAAUAAAAAGAAAAAACAGAAAAUCUCUGUAACUAAGGAUGACAUUGCUCCCAUACAAGUAACUGAAACCAAACUCAGUAAGAAGAGAAAAAAACGUGACGACGACGUUGGUGGCAAGAAGUCUAAGGUUCUCAAGGAACACUCACCCGAUAAAGUACACGUACCACGCUUGCCGCGUAGUGUUAUCAAUCGGCUUGACGACAAACCUAAAGCUGAGGUACUUGAAAUGAAGAAAGCUAAACUCGUAUCUACGGCAGAUUUUGUCGUUGAAGAGACUAGGAGGAGGCGCAACAAGCCAUCUAACUUCUUAGAAGAAAGUGUAUAUCUAAAUGAUGACGACAAUGCACCGGUUACAAAGAAAAAGGCGAUAAUGAAGAAACCUAAAGUGUUGCCAUUCCUACCAACAGUUUCUACUUCUGACAAUGGCUUCACUACCAAUUUCCAAGUAAACGUUAUAUCGCGAACCAUGGAAUUCGUUGCAAAAAAGAAUGAGAUGCCCCAUUUCAAAGAAGACUACUUAAACAACAGGAAGAUAAAGAAAUUGCGCACCUACGAUCUUUAUAAGAAGCACAGAAAUGUAAAGCUGUCUAAAUUCUAACUUAUAAUUGUUCCUCUUGUUAUAAAACAGCUGUUUUUGUGAUGUAUAGACUCCGCCUGUUUUAAUAUUAGUAAUUGAGGUGCCUUGAUUAUGAAUACUACUAACAUUUUAAAGCAUUUUUAACUGAUUCCGUAUAAAUGAAUGAUAAGCGACACCGUUCCCGUUAGUUGCAGAAUAGUACGAGUAUGUCUUGUGCCAAUUAAAAUUAAGUUUUGAAUAAGUACGUUAUCCACUCUUGAUACAAUGCUACUCAACAGACACCAAUUAUUAACUGGUCUUGUGAUUAGCAUUGUGUGGAGCUGGCCUUAGAACUUUGUAAUAAUAGUUGACUAAUUCAUUGUUAAAUUACCUUAUUAUGUUUUUAUUUUUAUGGUGUUUUGUUUGUAAUCACUGUUAUUACAUCUGCACUUGCUUACACUGAUACUUGAAUAAGUACCUUCACUGGACAAUAAUAGCCAUAUUCGUGUUUUUAUAAACUAGCUAAAGCAACAUUUAUUUUCACUGUAAGCAAGUGAGAGAGAAGGUAGGCGGACAUAAAAUGUUUCUUCCUAUUAUUGUUUGUACUCUGUUUCUCAAAAUCGUCACUAUUGAGAAAUUUAAUUGUCAUAAUUUAGUUUUCAUAAGGGUUUUCUAAUUUUAUAAAUAUCAAAAAUAUCCAUAAUUAUGCGAGCAAGUAGCAAGCAAUUUGAUGCUUCGCUCGCUCUGUUAUGCGUGGUCACACUAACCUAUAGUUCUCGAAGUUAUUUUGUCAUAAUUUUAUGAACAUAAAUAGUUCUACCUCAUGUACCUAUUUAUUUUGCUGUAUGAGGUAAAAAAUAGAACAAUUUAUGUUUAUGACAAAAACAAUUAUGAAUAAAGACUAUUAGUUGAAACGACUUUGGUAUCAGUGACUGUUUGUUUAAGAAUAGUUUAACUAAUUAUUAUGAAGAAACAAUUUAUGAGGAUUCAGAGGUAUGUGUUAUGAACUCUAAUAAUAGGACACGAAAAAGAGUUCAGGUCCAUAAUGUCCCUCUCCCAGAAUGUGCUGUGCUUAUUUUUUUUAUUAAUUUCAACCAACGCCGUAAAAGGAGGUUUUGGUUGAUAUUUUUAAAUCAAUUGAUCAGAAAAAAAUGUCUUUAUUUUGGGAAACUGAUAUUAUGGACCUCAACGAAAAAAAUGUGUUAUUUUUUUUUUGUCAUCAAUAUUUUUAGUCAUUAUUGUUUUGCUUAUCGAUAAUUAUUGUGUUUCUUUAGUAUAACUACGACAAAAUUGCUGAAUGUUUGUGUACAAUUUGAAUUUUCCGCCAUUAUCACAGAAGAAUCCGCGAGAGGGCGCUGGCGUCGACAAAAGUGGUAUCGCCCAAGUGCUUUCUGUUUUAGUUUUACGUAAUUAAAUUCUGACAAUUUUGCAACCAUUUUCAAUAAAUAUGUUCUUUGAAAUAAAA
This is a messenger RNA of Pectinophora gossypiella (pink bollworm), 6967 nucleotides long. RefSeq names its product titin homolog. The record is from RefSeq and is a predicted model, not a curated record. The coding region runs from base 124 to 5544 and encodes 1806 amino acids. NCBI's taxonomy places the organism in Eukaryota, Metazoa, Arthropoda, Insecta, Lepidoptera, Gelechiidae. The transcript has 13 exons.